Molecule: messenger RNA, 1680 nt
Organism: Cicer arietinum (chickpea)
Lineage: Eukaryota; Viridiplantae; Streptophyta; Magnoliopsida; Fabales; Fabaceae
Product: VAN3-binding protein
Biological process (GO): phloem or xylem histogenesis; auxin-activated signaling pathway; leaf vascular tissue pattern formation
Source: RefSeq, a predicted model, not a curated record
CCUUUAAUGCUUCCAUGCUACCACUCUAAGCAAUAACAACAUAGUGUAGUUAACCACUCACAUGGAACCAAAGUUCACAAUCAAUUGUCCCAGAAAUGAGUUCCUUCCAACACCAACCAAUGGAACUCGUUUACCAGAGAGUCCAAGAAUACCAAUGGAGUUUCUGUCAAGAUCAUGGAGUGCCUCUGCAUUUGAGGUUUCUAAAGCCUUAUCACCUCAACCACCACCUCCUUCUUCUUGCUUACCUUCUAAACCUUCUACUAACUCCAUUCCUGAAGAAACUACUAACCUCUCUAAAGAAUUCUCAACCAUGUGUGGAAAUCAAUUCUCUUUUGCUUCCUCUGCUACUUCUCAGCUUGUCCUUGAACGCAUCAUGUCACAGUCCACAAGAGAGGAAGUAUCUCCAUUAACAUCAGGUAGAUUGUCUCAUAGCAGUGAACCCUUGAAUGGUGGUGGUUCUUUAACAGGAACAGAUAGUCCACCAAUUUCUCCUUCUGAUGAGUAUGAUGAUGUUGUUAAGUUUUUUCGUGCAAACAAUUCAAUACACCCUUUAUUCAAUGGUGGAAGAGCCAAGAUGAGUAAUAGUAGUGGUAUUGGCAGUGCCACUCCAAGCUCAGGAGCUAAAACAGUAGGAAGAUGGCUAAAAGACAGAAGAGAAAAAAAGAAAGAAGAAAACAGAAGCCAUAAUGCUCAACUGCAUGCUGCUAUUUGUGUAGCUGCUGUUGCCUCUGCAGUUGCAGCCAUCACUGCAGCAACAGCUGCUGCAUCUAACAACAAGGAUGAUGAGAAGAUGGCUAAGACUGACAUGGCUGUUGCUUCUGCAGCUACACUUGUUGCUGCUCAGUGUGUUGAGGCUGCUGAAGCAAUGGGAGCUGAGAGAGAUCACCUUGCUUCUGUUGUUACUUCUGCUGUCAAUGUUCGCUCUCAUGAUGAUAUCACUACUCUAACUGCUGCAGCUGCCACAGCUCUAAGAGGUGCAGCAACAUUGAAAGCAAGAGCAUUAAAAGAGAUGUGGAAUAUUACUGCAGUGACACCACUAGAAAAAAGCAUAGGGAUUGGAAUAUGUGGUAAAGGAAAUAACAGUAGUUCUAGCACUAGUGAUAGUGGAGAGAUUAUCAAUGCAGAAAAUUUCCUGAGUGUAUGCAGCCAAGAACUCCUUGCUAGAGGAAGUGAAUUACUCAAACGGACCCGAAAAGGUGAUCUUCACUGGAAAAUAGUUUCUGUUUAUAUACAUAGAACAGGCCAGGUGAUGCUGAAAAUGAAAAGCAAACAUGUCGCAGGAACCAUUACCAAAAAGAAAAAGAAUAUUGUGUUAGAUGUGUGCACAAAUUUAGCAGCAUGGCCAGGAAGACAUCUUUUAGAUGAUGGUGAAAAAAGAAAGUAUUUUGGAUUGAAGACAGAAUCAAGAGGAAUAGUUGAGUUUGAAUGUAGAAACCAAAGAGAAUAUGAAUUGUGGACAAGAGGGGUUUCAAGACUUCUUUCCAUUGUUUCACAGAGGAAAAACAGAAAUGGGAUAUAAAAGAAUCUCUAUCUAUAUGUUUGUAGUUAGCUUUGUUUUGCAUCUCUUAUAAUGGAAAGUAAUGGAUUUUUGUUGUAAUAUUAGAAUGAACAAUGUGUGUGCUCCAUCUCAUACCAGACUUCGAAAACUAAUGCACUAUGCAGACUAACAAUUUCCUUCUA